Molecule: messenger RNA, 2590 nt
Organism: Nanorana parkeri
Lineage: Eukaryota; Metazoa; Chordata; Amphibia; Anura; Dicroglossidae
Product: glutaminase kidney isoform, mitochondrial-like
Exons: 18
Coding region: 1-1896 (631 amino acids)
Biological process (GO): L-glutamine catabolic process
Molecular function (GO): protein binding; glutaminase activity
Source: RefSeq, a predicted model, not a curated record
AUGAUCCGUUUGGGGAGCUGUGUUGUGCUCAGAGAUUUGCUCCUUGCGGGAUAUCGGAGGCCUUUAAUUGACAGGUCUCUCCGCACUAUAGCAGCUGCUGUGCAUGGAGUGGAAGGAGGAGGAGGGAGCGGCACGAACAGGCUGUGGAUGCCCGCUACAGGGACACCUUGGAGCCGGCGCUUCUGCUCCAAGUCUGAGGAGCCCUCCGAGAAUGCGGCUAAGAUGUCUCAGGCAGAACAAGACGCCGCCGUCCAGGCUGCGAAGGAGGAGAAGAAAAACAAACCAGGACUCCUGCCAAGCCUUGAAGAUUUGCUGUUCUACACAAUUGCUGAAGGUCAAGAAAAAAUACCAGUUCAUAAAUUUAUUACCGCACUGAAAGCUACCGGGCUGCGCACUGCUGAUCCAAGGCUGAAGGAAUGUAUGGAUAUGCUAAGACUGUCUCUUCAAACUACUUCUGAUGGUGUCAUGCUCGACAAGGAACUGUUCAAAAAGUGUGUACAAAGCAACAUUGUGCUGCUCACACAAGCAUUUCGAAGAAAAUUUGUCAUUCCAGAUUUCAUGUCCUUUACCUCACAUAUUGAUGAACUAUAUGAAACUGCCAAAAAAUUGUCCGGUGGGAAGGUUGCAGAUUACAUUCCUCAACUGGCAAAAUUUAGCCCGGAUCUCUGGGGUGCUUCCAUUUGUACAGUGGAUGGUCAAAGGCAUUCAGUGGGUGAUACCAAAGUACCUUUCUGCCUACAGUCUUGUGUGAAGCCUCUGAAAUACGCCAUUGCAGUAAAUGAUCUUAGUACAGAAUAUGUCCACCGAUAUGUUGGGAAGGAACCCAGCGGGUUACGGUUUAACAAGCUCUUUCUUGAUGAAGAUGAUAAACCACACAAUCCAAUGGUGAAUGCUGGUGCUAUUGUGAUCACUUCUUUAAUAAAGCAAGGAGCAGGCAAUGCAGAAAAAUUUGACUAUGUCAUGCAGUUCCUCAAUAAAAUGGCGGGCAAUGAGUAUGUUGGGUUUAGUAAUGCUACGUUCCAGUCUGAGAGAGAAAGUGGAGACAGAAACUUUGCCAUUGGAUAUUAUUUAAAGGAAAAAAAGUGUUUUCCAGAGCACACUGAUAUGGUUGGAACUUUAGACUUUUAUUUCCAGUUGUGUUCCAUUGAAGUGACUUGUGAAUCUGCCAGUGUAAUGGCCGCUACCUUGGCUAAUGGUGGCUUCUGUCCAAUAACAGGAGAAAGGGUGUUGAGCCCAGAAGCAGUGAGGAACACACUAAGCUUAAUGCACUCUUGUGGGAUGUAUGACUUCUCAGGGCAGUUUGCAUUUCAUGUUGGCCUCCCUGCAAAAUCUGGAGUUGGAGGAGGGAUCCUUCUUGUGGUCCCCAAUGUUAUGGGCAUUAUGUGUUGGUCUCCUCCCCUGGAUAAGUUGGGAAAUAGUGUCCGUGGGAUCCAGUUUUGUCAGGACUUGGUAGAACUUUGCAAUUUUCAUAACUACGACAAUUUAAGGCACUUUGCAAAGAAACUCGACCCACGUAGAGAAGGAGGUGACCAGCGGGUAAAAUCUGUGAUAAAUCUUCUAUUUGCUGCAUAUACUGGAGAUGUUUCUGCCCUUCGAAGAUUUGCUUUGUCAGCAAUGGAUAUGGAGCAACGUGAUUAUGAUUCUCGCACAGCAUUGCAUGUAGCAGCAGCAGAAGGUCAUGUUGAAGUUGUGCGCUUUCUCCUGGACGCUUGCAAAGUUAACCCUUUUCCAAAAGACAGAUGGAAUAAUACUCCGAUAGACGAAGCUAUGCACUUUGGACACCAUGAUGUCGUUACAAUCCUUCAAGAAUACCAAAACAAUUAUAAACCUCUGGAGCAACCAAACAGUGAUAAGGAAGAGCAGACUGUUCAAAAGAACCUGGAUGGGUUGCUAUAAGAUUUGAUCACAAAGAUCAUAUAUUUGCACAGGUUGUAGAAUCGGAUAAAGUGUGUGUAUUUUUUAUCUUAUAGUGAUGUAUAUUUUAAAUGAAGACUAUCUUUCAGUGUUAUUUUCCUUGUUGGAUCCUCAGGAUGACAUUUUAAAGAGAAGCAACAAAGGCAUAGCCUCUUUAUUAUCCCCCUAGGGCUGCCAAAGUGAAGCUGUCUGACAGGCUUCCUUGGUAUCAGUGGGUGAAUUUAUGCUGCAUUAAUGUGCUUUCCUAUUACUGUGAGUUUUGUGAAGAGAUGUUUUAGAAAUAGUUGCUAACAAAGUCCACAAAAAAAUGAAGGUGAAAUAUAGACAGCCUUUCAACACAUAUGUAGUCACAAAUAUGUUUAUAUGAGCUAAAACAUACAAUUGGUGGAAGAGAGAAUCCUUCCUUUUUCUGAAAAAGAAAACCUCUAAGGUUGGUAACAACAUAACUGUUUCAACCAAAGGGUAACCUUGCGUUUUGUUGAAAAUGUCUUAUUUAUCUUGUGAUAUCCUUUUCAACAGACUUUCUAGUUCUGUGUGCGAUUACCAUGCGUUUUGUGCUUUCAGAGUACGGUGUGUAACUGUUUCUUGUUUGGUAUGUGAUGUGUAUGGUGGUUUGUAUAAUUUCUAGAACAGCUGUAUGGUGAUAGAACACACGUAAGUGACCAUUCCUAGCAAA